AUGAAUGAUGAAGUUUCACCGCAGGUGGAAGAUGAGAAGGAAAGAGGAGAAAACGAUAUAAAGAAAGUGGAACAAUUCCUGAAGAACCUUGUGGAAAACCCUGAAUGGGCCCGCUCCUUACCGUACGUGAAGCUGAAUGCUACUGUUCCAAAAAACAUACAGUUGAAGCUCAUAACGCACGCCUACAUCAAUGUCAACAUGAGACCGAAAUAUAUGACGAUCCUGACCAAAAGCGUGGAUGCGGGAGACCUCGCUCAUUUCGUCAAGGUAUGGUGA
This is a messenger RNA of Ostertagia ostertagi, 276 nucleotides long. NCBI's taxonomy places the organism in Eukaryota, Metazoa, Nematoda, Chromadorea, Rhabditida, Trichostrongylidae. The record is from the annotation of a GenBank genome assembly.